This is a messenger RNA of Achroia grisella, 1935 nucleotides long. Its product is annotated as carboxylic ester hydrolase-like. The transcript has 3 exons. Lineage: Eukaryota; Metazoa; Arthropoda; Insecta; Lepidoptera; Pyralidae. Bases 83 to 1762 code for a protein of 559 amino acids. The record is from RefSeq and is a predicted model, not a curated record.
GUCGCGAACGUCGCACGUUACGCGCGCGCAUGUCAUAUUAAUAAGUUUGUGAAUCAUCGAAAUAAAGUAUAAGAUUAGCACAAUGUCUACUCUUAUUUUGUGGCUAGUGGUCACUAGUAUAAUUGGUGUACAUUCGCAAAAUUUAUCAGUAAACACCACACAAGGUUUAGUGGCAGGUGUAAAAGCGGGCGACGGAGAUUAUUACACUUUUUAUGGUUUAAGAUAUGGUCAACCAACUUCCGAUGAAAAUAGAUUUGUGGCACCUAAACCCGCUGAACCAUACCCAGGCGAAUUUCACGCAGUUCAUAAAGUUACUUGUGUACAACCUACUGCACAAGGACAGUUAACAGGCAGUGAAGACUGUUUAGCGCUAGAUAUUUACACUAAAAAUGAAACAGCUGGCAAACCUGUUAUCGUUUGGCUUGAAGGCGAAGGAUAUUUGUCCUCUGAAAAGGAAAUUUCAUUCAGGAGACUCGUUGUGGAGGAUCUUGUGGUGGUAUCAGUAAAUUACCGUGUCUCUAUCUUCGGAUUUCUAUGUCUUGGAGUUCCAGAGGCUCCUGGCAAUGCUGGCCUUAAAGACGUUAUAUUGGCAUUACAAUGGAUUAAGGAAAAUAUAGCCAAUUUUGGAGGAGACCCGAAUAAUGUUGUACUACUUGGACACGGAUCUGGAGCUGCAAUAGUCGACUUGAUCACAAUGUCACCACUCUCGCAAGAUUUGGUACACAAAGCAAUCGCCAUCAGUGGAUCAACAGUAGCACCUUGGGCUUUAUCCUAUGAUCCGGUCGGUUCCGCUGAACUUGUAGCAUCAAAACUUUCUUACUCUGGAAAAACGCGAAGCGAUUUAGCAAGAUUACUAAAGACUACUCCAACAAAUUUAUUAUUUCCUGCUCUUGAUAUUCCGUUUACAAACAACACUGUAUUAUUUGCUCCUUGCUUGGAGAAUCCUGACCUACCUAACGGUUUCCUUUACGAUGCACCAACAGACAUAUUAAAAAUUGGUAACUUUAGUCAUAUACCCUAUUUAGCUGCUUACACCGAUAGGGAGGGCACAAUAAGAGCUGCAGAAUACAAUGAUUGGCUUCCCAGAAUGCAAUCAAAUUUAACUGAGUUUAUUCAAGUAGAUUUGGAAUUUGGUUCUGAAGCGAACAAGACGGAUACGGUGAAUUCCAUACGCGAGUUCUAUUUCCAGAACAAUGGUAGCACCAGUAAUAAUAGUAAUAUCGACGUAGAAGACUAUUUAGAUUACCAUGGAGAUACCGUUAUUCGUGUGUCAGUAUUAAGAGGUACCAAAGCAAGAGCUGAAACGUCGAGAGCUAAUGUAUAUUUACUCGAGUUUGCUUACCGAGGUUCGACAAACGAUGACUGGGCAUAUCCCCAUAUACCACUGAAUGGUGUAAAACACGGAGGUAUUCUGGAAUACUUAUUUGACAUCAAUAUGAGCGUCCACGGUACGAAUGCAUCAACGUCGCUCAUCAACCAUGUUGUGUCGUUUGCAAAAAUCGGAACACCCGCAUUGAGCGCUGUGUCUUCCCAGCAAUGGCAACCGGUCAGCAACGCUGCCUACAACUACUGGUACUUCGGUGGUGCCAUCAAUCAACCCCAUAGUGAAGAACCGAGACAGAAUCCACACUCACAGAGAAUGCAGUUCUGGAAUGAUCUAUAUGACAAGUACUAUAGGGCUCCGGUUCGCGUGUCAGCUGCGUCCAAGUAUAGCAUUGCUCUGCCUUUGAUUAUUUUUAUGACAAUUGUUGCUAGUUUCUAACCUCUCUAAUUAUUUGUCACAGUAAAUGAUGUCACUGUAAAUAUUAUAAAUAUACAAAUAAUGUUAUCAUUCAAAAUUGAGUCAUGGGUUUGUUUAAAAGUGCAAUGGCGUAUCAUUUAUUUUCUAGAACAAUUCUUGCAUUGAAUUUCACAACAAUAUUAACAAUAGAAACC